CACUGCAGUUCGGAUUUGCCGGUUGUUUGGAUCGCAGAUUGAAUCGGAAAGCCAGCGGCGUUGGUUCGGAAAAGUGCAGUCUCCGCGUCGCGAGUGCGCCAAUAACGAGAAAUAACGAGAAUUGAAAAAGUUCCUUAAGAGGUGGAGUCCAGUAAAGCGCAGCAGCAAUGAUGCCGCUGCAGGAGUCGCCGUCGCCCAGUUGGCAGCUGGAGGACUACGCUUUCUUCCGCAAGUGCGGGGAAAUCACCGUCUCGCCGGACGUGCAGAGCUUCGGCUUCAACUGCGCCUUCUGUCCGGCGAUCUGCCUGCAGUUCUCCGUGUUCAUGGACCACAUCCGGGUGCAGCACACGCAGGACGUGAGCCGGCGCUACGAGACUGAGGAGGAGAGGUGUCCGCAAACCGAUCUGGUCAUCAUGGAACUCGACUGCCCCGAGAUUUAUCCGCCGGAGGCGCCUAGGAAAUGCAGCUGGGAGGCCGACAUGGACAUCCAGCUAAUGAGCCUCGUUCCGUCGCCUCCCGCAGUGCACAUAGCACCUCUACCACCACCUAAAACGACCGAAACACCAGAAAUAGAUUUGGUCUAUGUGGUUGAAAAUCCAUUACCACCCUCGCCGCCGCCCUCCGCGGACAUUUCGGUCGACGAGCUGCCGGGAAGCAGUCCGCAGUCCUUCGACCUGGAUCCCUUUGCCGUGCUGCACGAGGUAGUAACGAUGACUCCGCCCACUCCCAUUGCUCCACCACCGGGCCCGCCGACCCCCAAUCCGACUCCAACUGCGACUCCGGCCCCAUUGCCGCGGUACGAGACACGACGCGUGCGCCAGCGAUUGUGUACGAUUUCCAGCACCACGAUAAACCCCGGACAAGAUCGUCUGGCUGGGCAGCGCUUAUCUCGCAGAGAGCCCAACACUGGCAACGCAAUGCAGCGCAAGCUUCGUCAGUCGCAAAACGAGCAACCUAAAGAUGGGGCGGUGGACGAGGUCGCGGUGGAGGAGCACAAGGGAACGGAACCCACUGGACAGCCGGAGAAGAGUGCUAUGGAACUAACACCACCUGCCACGCCGCCCACCCCACUGCCGCCCACCUCGCCCACGAGCAGCACGGCAAGCUGUGCGGAUUUCCAAUCGAAAAGUCGCAGGGAGCUAGAACGUAAUCACGAGUUCGUUGGCUGUCUGCUGAGGGAGUACGAGCGCACGGAAAAGCUGUGGAAUCCCCGGCAUCCGGACUACAAGUACAAUGCCAAGCGCAGUGCCUACGGUGAUCUGGCCGGUCCGCUGGAGUCCAUUUGCCACAGGCAGCUCUCCGGAGCCGAGAUCUUCGCUGUGCUAAAGGAGUUGAGGUGCAGAUACCGCCGCGAGCUGAAAAAGGUGAACGCCCUGGGUGGAAAGUACAAGUCGCGUCUGUGGUACUUUGAGAGGAUGGACUUUCUGCGGUGUGUCAUCGAAAACAGGCGAGCCGAAAGGGAAGCCAAGAUUUCCAAUGAGAGCACAGAGAGUGAAAAGUCGUGCGAAACGGACGCUGAUUCCUGCGGCAAGUCAUCUUUGUACCACGAGGUUCUGAGUUUCAUUCUGGAUGCCUUCAAGAGGCAGGAAUGCCUGUGGAAUCCGCAGCACUACGACUACACCACAUGCUGUAAGACGGAACUGUUUCGCGACAUCUCCGUCCAGUUGCAGGAGGAGCUCAACUAUGAGCUGAGCGGCGAGGAAUGCUGCAACGAGAUCCAAAAACUUAGGACACGUUACCGCAAGGAGCUGCGCAUGGUUAUUAAGCACAAGGGAUUGUACCUACCCAAGUUAUGGUGUUACGAUGAAAUGGAGUUCCUGCAGCCCAUACUGCAGGAGCAGAUCUUCAACAAGAUCAGCAAGAAAAUCGGAGUGGUGGGAAGCAACCAGAAGACCAAGUUCAUCGAUGCCAGCUCAAUUCGUUUUGACAAUACUGAGAAACAACUGCAGUUUGUAGAGAUUUACCACAACUACUCAGCUCUGUGGGAUGUUGACCAUCCCGACUUCCGAUCGAAUACGUAUCGUAGUCAGGCUUUGGGUCAAAUGUUGGAUGAGAUAAACACAACCUUUCACACUUCCUACACUGCGGAGCAGUUGGAAAAGACCUUGUUCAAUCUGCGCAAAGAAUUCUCCGCCCAGAAACGGAAGAUACUUACGGAGUCCGAAGACUCCAGCAGCAUUCCGCUGCUGCAUGCCAAACUGGCAGAGUUCCUAGACCAAAAUCUUGGUCCUUUUCGUUGCGAUAUAUGCUCGGACCUGGUCAAGACCUGCGAUCAGUACAAGGUGCAUCGAUCCGCACACGAUGGCACCCAACCCUUCAUCUGCACUCUGUGCGGAAAGGGUUUCCAGAUGCCUUGCAAUCUGACGGUGCACAUCAGAAGGCAUCGUCGGGAUUUCCCCUAUUCCUGCGAGCAAUGCGACAAGCGCUUUGCCACAUCCACGGAGGUGGCUAUCCACUUGCGCACCCACACCGGCGAGCGACCCUACAUAUGUGACCUUUGCGGCAAGUCCUUCAAGACGUGGUCCUUCUUCGACAUCCACCGACGCCGUCAUCUGAACCAGUCGACAUUCCACUGCCCGAUAUGUGCAAAAGGGUUCUACGAGAAGAAUCGCUUCACCGAUCACAUGAACUCCCACUGGGCGAUCCGCAAGCACCUGUGCACGGUGUGCGGCAAGACCUUCACCACGUACGGCAACCUCAAGAAGCACACGGAGCUGCAUUUGGCGGUGAAGAAGUACAAGUGCGGCACGUGCGGCAAGCGAUUUGCACAAUUCGCCAGUCUUCGAUGGCACAAAAAGCGAGAGCACAGCUCCGUGGGGCAAGCGGGCGGCAAGUAGAACCUUCAGCCACUCGAAGUUUUUGCUCUGCACUUUAUAAUAUUUACAAAGCAAUCGUAGGGCGUUAGAUGUGUGUCCGUGUACUUAAAGUUAUUUUGCCGUCUAGCAUAUACCAAUCAUAUCGUUAAUCUAGCACUAAUGUAAGUAAUGUAUUUAUAUGCUAUUUAAGAAUGUCUGAUAAAUGGCUACAAGUGUUGCCUUUUGCGUUCUGUAAGUCUUAUCGUCGUAAUCAGAGACGAUUAGCCAGCCAUUCGUGCAAUGCUUGUAACUGGUUUAUAAUUCGAAUCCCAAAGUCAUCGAAAGUGAAACCAAAAAUAUGCGUGUGUUUUAAAUAAACAUAUAGUCAAUGUAUUUAUUUGUAAUGUUUUCAUCUGGCUUAUCGACUAGAGUUGUACAUUUAAGAAUACCGAAGGAGCUUAAACUGGUUUUCGCCAGUCGGAAUAGGUAUUUUCCAUAAUAAACUGGAACUUAUGAGCACACGCGUAUAACUCUUUGCCAAAGUCGUAAAUCUGCCAUCGAAUCGGUAUUAAUUUAGAUACCGCCCCUUUGGCUUAUUUACCCAACGUUUAUUGACUCCAAUUGAGCGGCUCCAGUCGUCGCCUCGAUGAAAGUGCAAGUGACAAAUGAGUCGCGGAGGAGUCGCCCAGUGACCAGAGUUAUUUCAUUUUUAUCGGCCCAAUGCACACACUCAAUUAGAUUUCAUUAAAUUGUUGCAACAGAGCAAAUUACGACAAAGGCGGAAAAUGGAAAUGAAAAUGAAAAUGAAAAUUAAUUGCACCCAAUGACUUGUGUGCGAAACAAACAAAAUGUCUAGGGCGAUAUGCAGUCAACUGUAACGUGGUAAUUACCCAAAGACGGGGGCCGCAAACAAAUCGAAACCUAAUCAACUGUCGCAGGGGCGUCCAAAGGGGCAAACGAAGAUUAAUAGGAUCGGCAUCGAAGUGAGAUUUAUGCUCGCAUAGGUUCGACAAUUUUCUGCUCGGACACUCGUCAAAUAAUUUCCGAUUAUCCUGGCGGUCGCAUCGGCCGAGGCAGAUCCUUCAGCUCCAGCUGACUCUUGGGGCGGAUGAGCAUUUGGACGGACUUCAGGGAGCGGAAGCUGUACCACGGCUCCCAGUAGAUGCUCUGCGGGUUGUCCACCUCUCCCUUGAAGUAACGUCCAUUUAAAUUGCUGUUAAAUAAAAAAAAAAUUACCCUUUACAUGUUUUGUACCUUAAUAAUUGUAUAAUGGAAAAUUGAAAAUUAUUCAACACAAGAAAAGUAGCUCGCUUUCCCAAGCCGACGCUUAAAUACCCUUGCACUACAUAUUAAAUACAAACUAUUAUUGAUACAAUCACUUUUCGAUCAAAAACAACAAAUAUACGAUGUGUUUUUUCCCAUCUUCAAUUAAAUUUUUGUCAUUUAUAU
Messenger RNA from Drosophila melanogaster (fruit fly), 4244 nucleotides. It is a transcript of the gene rgr, whose product is annotated as regular. The transcript has 6 exons. Bases 168 to 2837 code for a protein of 889 amino acids. Gene Ontology annotation, cellular component: nucleus. Gene Ontology annotation, molecular function: DNA binding. Lineage: Eukaryota; Metazoa; Arthropoda; Insecta; Diptera; Drosophilidae. The record is from RefSeq and is marked reviewed. Gene Ontology annotation, biological process: DNA-templated transcription; regulation of DNA-templated transcription.